Molecule: messenger RNA, 5511 nt
Organism: Salvelinus fontinalis (brook trout)
Lineage: Eukaryota; Metazoa; Chordata; Actinopteri; Salmoniformes; Salmonidae
Product: ephrin type-B receptor 4a-like
Exons: 15
Coding region: 901-3957 (1018 amino acids)
Biological process (GO): axon guidance; protein phosphorylation; central nervous system projection neuron axonogenesis
Cellular component (GO): neuron projection; plasma membrane
Molecular function (GO): transmembrane-ephrin receptor activity; ATP binding; protein binding
Source: RefSeq, a predicted model, not a curated record
UCGACUUUGAUUGUGUGUGGUGAAACAUCCCCAGUGAGACGACUGCGAGUGGACAGCGCAUAAGUCCAUAACUUUUAGUUUUUUUGUUUAUUAUUACCUGAAAGUGAUUUAUCGUUAAAAAAAAUAUUUAAACUCUUUAAUUUGUCAAUCAUUCUACAUCACUGGAAACGUAAAGGCAAUGGCAACGAGACACGCAGUUGUUCCCGACCAAUCGACUAGAUUUUUUUAGGAGGAUUUUUACCAAAGAAAAUUCAUACAAUUAUUGUUCUGGCCGUUUGGAAAGAAAAUAGGCUACCGAAACGAACAAAACGCAGCAGUAACAUUAUUUUCGUUCAUGUUGAGACUUGAGGGGGUUUUCAACUGCUUCAAUUGCGGAGUCUAGACAUCGAAUUGAGAGGACAUUUGGGAGAAGUAGAGGGCUCGCGGACAAAGAGUGGACCGAAUACAUCCCAAGGAUACGAUAAGUUUCACAUACAUGCGUCCCCUUUUUGAAAAUGACAGAGGACAACGGUGCUAUAUAAUUGUAUAGCCAAGCUGUACAAUAUUCUAUAGCACUAUAAAGGAAAGUUUUCCCUCAAAUGAAAGUUCAUAUUUGAUUGACUAUGCUAGAUCUUUAAAGAAACUGGUGGUUGAUUCUUUUUAAUCGACUUAUUCCAUGAGAUAUUGACUUGCAACCGUCCGUCAAAGCAAGGUUUUCCUUGAAAUGCUGUGACCACAUUUUUGUAUUACUCAUUUCCAGUGAAACUGGUGUUUGAACUGUGGUCCGUGUCAGAUGUGGUCAGUGUUGCGGCCAAUGGGUACACGGUCCAGCUGACGGUGCCACUAAAUUCCCAGUUACACGUUUUUUGACCAACACGACCGAAGGAGUUCGUUUAUAUUACGGAUAAUCUGUAUGCCAUUAUGAAUUUCAUAUCCAGGCGCAUUGCCCCACUUUGGCUGGUCCUGCUGGAAUGUCUGCUUCUGUCGACAGCAGAGGAAGAGGUCCUGAUGAACACUAGGACCGAGACGUCAGAUCUCAGAUGGACCAUCUACUCCCGUGACAACCCUCUGUGGGAGGAGGUGAGUGGUCUGGACGAGGAGAACAACAGCGUGAGGACCUAUCAGAUCUGCCAGAUGGAUGGCGCCUCCAGCCAUUGGCUGCGCAGCGGGCUGAUCCAGCGUCGGGGAGCGUCCCAGGUGUACGUGGAGCUGCGCUUCACCAUGAUCGAGUGUUCGUCCAGUGUCACACACCACCGCAGCUGCAAGGAGACCUUCAACCUAUACUACUACCAGGCCGACUCUGACGAGGCUACACCCACUCACCCAUCCUGGAUGGAGAACCCCUAUACUAAGGUGGACACAGUUGCAGCUGACUUCCUGCUGAGGAAGGGCGGAGAGCGUAAGUUCAAUGUGAAGACCCUGCGGCUGGGGCCUCUGUCUAAGAGGGGCUUCUACCUGGCCUUCCAGGCCCAGGGAGCCUGCAUGGCCCUGCUGUCUGUCAGGGUGUUCUUCAAGAAGUGUCCCGCCCUGGUCAGCUCCCUGUCCUCCUUCCCUGAGACUGUGCCCCGAACCCUCGUACAGGAGGCCCAGGGGGUGUGUGUGGACAACGCCGCCCAGCAGGGGCCCCGGCCACGCCCUCCCAAACUCUUCUGUGGAGAGGACGGCCAGUGGGUGGGCCAGCCCACUACUUCCUGUGGCUGUCUGUCCGGAUAUGAGCCCGCUAAUGGACACAGCCGCUGCUCAGCCUGUCCUGUGGGUCAGUUUAGGUCCGCCUCGGGGGGCCAGUGCCAGGCCUGUCCAGGGUUUAGCCAUGCUAUGGUGACGGGCUCACCUGUGUGUCAGUGUCGUCCAGGAUACCUCCGCGCUGACUCGGACACCCCAGACACCCCCUGCACCAGGCCCCCCUCUGCCCCGCGAAGCAUCGUCACCCAGAUUAACGACACCACGGUGACCCUAGAGUGGAGCGAGCCCCAGGACAGUGGUGGCCGGACUGACCUGAGCUACUCUGUGGAGUGUUCUCUGUGUGGGGCCCCCUGGGGCCCCUGCUCUCCCUGCGGGGACAGUGUCAGCUACCGGCCCUCUCAGCGUGGCCUGCUGGGCCGCAGGGUGGUGGUCUGGGGCCUCAUGCCUCACACUACAUACACCUUCUCCAUCCAAGCCCUCAACGGCGUCACCCCGCCCAACGGCAAGGGGGCUCCCAGCGACAGUGUCAACAUCACAACCAGUCACGACGUUCCAGUUCUGGUGUCUGUGAUCAGGAAGAGUAUCUCUACAGAGAGCAGUCUGACUCUCCACUGGUCAGUUCCAGCCCAGCUGCACUAUACUAUCCUGCAGUACCAGCUACGUUACUGUGAGACGGAGCGUCGAGGUGAGGAGCAGGAGCAGUUGUGUAGCUACAGGGAGAGUGACAGUAACCAGGUGGUGCUGAGUGAUCUCCGCAGGGCCACUCAGUAUGACGUGCAGGUCCGGGCUCGCACCAUGGCCGGCUACGGCAGCUUCAGCCCAGCGGCCUCCUUCCGCACCAUGCCUGACGGGCAUGACUCUCCUUCCCAGCUUCUGGUGACCGGUGUCCUUAUCGCCAUGGGAAUGCUGCUGCUUGUUACUGUCAUCACUGUGGCUGUCUUCUGCAUACGUAGACACAGCAGGAUGAAGGACCCAGAGCUGAGUGACAAAAACGGCCAGUACCUCCUGGGCCAAGGAGUCAAGGUCUAUAUUGACCCCUUCACUUACGAGGACCCUAACGAGGCCAUACGGGAGUUUGCCAAGGAGAUCGAUGUUUCCUUUGUCAAGAUCGAGGAGGUCAUUGGUGCCGGGGAGUUUGGGGAGGUGUGUCGGGGAAGACUGAAGGUUCCAGGGAAGAAGGAGAACUACGUGGCCAUCAAGACACUGAAGGGCGGCUACACAGACAAGCAGAGGCGGGACUUCCUGUCGGAGGCCAGCAUCAUGGGCCAGUUCCAGCACCCCAACAUCAUCCACCUGGAGGGCAUCAUCACUGCUUCCUGUCCCGUCAUGAUCCUCACUGAGUUCAUGGAGAACGGAGCGCUCGACUCCUUCCUUAGGUUGAACGAUGGUCAGUUCACUCCCAUCCAGCUGGUGGGCAUGCUGCGUGGCAUCGCGUCGGGCAUGAAGUACCUGUCUGAGAUGAGCUACGUUCACAGAGACCUGGCCGCCCGCAACAUACUGGUCAACAGCAACCUGGUGUGUAAGGUGUCUGACUUUGGCCUGUCCCGUUUCCUCCAGGAGAACUCCUCAGACCCCACCUACACCAGCUCUCUGGUGAGACUUACCCUUCUUCCUCCACACCAAUCCCAUCGUGCAUCUGUUUUAUGGUGUGUGGUUGUUGACUUCCCCUGUCCUCUCGUCAAUCAGGGUGGUAAGAUCCCCAUCCGCUGGACCGCCCCAGAAGCCAUCGCCUUCAGGAAGUUCACCUCAGCCUCCGACGCCUGGAGCUACGGCAUCGUCAUGUGGGAGGUCAUGUCGUUCGGAGAGAGGCCCUACUGGGACAUGAGCAACCAGGACGUGAUCAACGCCAUAGAGCAAGACUACCGCCUACCGCCGCCCCCUGACUGCCCCGCCCACCUCCACCAGCUGAUGCUGGACUGCUGGCAGAAGGAGCGCUCGGCUCGCCCCCGCUUCGCCGCCAUCGUCAGCGCCCUGGACAAGCUGAUCCGCAACCCCGCCUCGCUGAAGAUCGUGGCCCAGGAGGGUGCAGGGCCGUCCCACCCCCUGCUGGACCAGCGGGCCCCCCCGGCCCCCUCAGCGUGUGGCUCCGUAGGGGAGUGGCUGAGGGCCAUCAAGAUGGAGCGCUAUGAGGACAGCUUCCUCCAGGCUGGAUUCACCUCUGUAGAGCUACUGGCCCAGAUCACUGCUGAGGACCUUCUGCGUCUGGGAGUGACCCUGGCUGGACACCAGAGGAAGAUCCUGUCCAGCAUCCAGACUCUGACCAUGACCAAGAGCCCUGGCACCAUACGCUUCUAACCCCAGCACAAUUUACCUUGACCCCCGACCUCUGACCCUCACCCAACACAGACACCAGCACGCACACAGCACAUCGCACACUCAUGGAUCCAGCCAGCACCCUGCUACAACCACACAGUCCCUGACCCUGGCACCAACCGGGCCCAUUCUUAGACGUGAAGUCCAUCAGUGACUGAGCGUAGUGACAGCACCUCAAGUUGAACUAAUUCUAGAUGACCUUCCCUACUACCUGACCAACCUGUCCUUACUGAACAGUCAAGUGAUCAGUCAGGCCUGGUGCCGAGGACUGGUUGAAGGCUGCUGUGCUCUCUAUCCUCGAUGCAGUGAAAAAAAGUAGAAGAGGUAAACGCUUUAUGCAAAACAUCUUUCAGUGAGGACCCAUUACACUUCUUUGCUGAUCUGAAGUUACGGGUUUUACGCGCCCCACCAAACUUCUGGGAGAGCGUGAUCGUCCCCUUUUGAUAGGCUGCUGGAGCCUCUCGGACUGCCUCUCUGGCCAGUUCACCCUCACUCCGCCUCCACUGCUUCACUGCUUGAAUGUUUACCUGUGGUCCUAAACAAACUGGUGAUACCAUUGGAGGAACAGGCCAGUGCCAACGCCAACCCAAGGACUAAAGCUUAUCUAUUGGUGUAUUUCGCCAGUGGCAGACUAGGCUACCGCAACAUGGAUUAUUAAUCCACGGGAAUUAUACGAUGAUGUGGAGGGAUGACACCUUUUUCAGCGGACCUGGAAAAUGUGUGUUUGGACUCUUAUCGAAUCGGCCUCACUUUUUCCUUAGGUUUCAAAAUGGCCUCGGUUUUCCUCAGGUGUUAUGGGUAAUGUAGGCGUUUGGACCAGAACAGACUGUAGUCAUACAAGCCUUCAUUUCCUUAUCUUCUUCAGUGACAAUGUGUGACCCUCCUGGGUCAGUCGUGUGGGAGGAGAGCAGGACUGAGACGUAUCAGCACUUUUAUAUAUUGAACAGACAGAAGUUGGGUUUUUAGUCAGUUCUCUGUCUCUCCAACCCUCCUGUCAGCAGCUACAUUACUUCCUGUGUUUCUCUUGGAGUAUGGCUGGCUGGCAUUUCCACUUCCUGUUGCUGCUGGACUGGGCAGCUCACUUCCACACACUCAGACUGAAGGAGGUCCCUGACCAUUACUUGGGACUUUGACCAGGAAAAAUACCAGUCUGGCCUCAUUAUUUGGUUGAUAUUAUAGGUGGUCCGUUUUUCGUCUUGCUUGAGUGCCAUUUGAUCUUCUAUGUGGACUGAUAUCAAAAUGCCUGUUCUAUAAAGCAGAAAGCCCUCCCUGGGUUAUGUAGUUAGAUCUGCCAUACAGAAGUCUCUUCAGAUGCCACCAUUUUCACAUGUUUGGGGAGAUUGUGUGGUUCCUUGUUACUAAAGGAUUGUGGGAAAUGUGGUCUUCACAUUGAGGAUCUGCUAUGAAAACGGGAACCCCCUCUUUUAUAAAGUUUCCUUUCAAAAUAAUGUAUAGGUAUGUAUGAUUUGAUUCGCCCAUCCUUUCUGUGUGUAAUCUGUACUCGGUCACAAUAAAGACACACACCGGUGUUUAUCA